Maniola jurtina (meadow brown) is the source of this 3344-nucleotide messenger RNA. RefSeq names its product regulation of nuclear pre-mRNA domain-containing protein 2. The record is from RefSeq and is a predicted model, not a curated record. Gene Ontology annotation, molecular function: RNA polymerase II complex binding. The transcript has 16 exons. The coding region runs from base 391 to 3036 and encodes 881 amino acids. Gene Ontology annotation, cellular component: RNA polymerase II, holoenzyme. Lineage: Eukaryota; Metazoa; Arthropoda; Insecta; Lepidoptera; Nymphalidae. Gene Ontology annotation, biological process: mRNA 3'-end processing.
GUUUUUGACAGCACGUUGUUAUUUGCAAGAAAAUGGCGGUUGUUGUAUUAAAAUAAUUGUACAACUUUUAGUUCAUUCGAUCAGUGUUGGUUAUUUCUAAAUGUAUUAAAAGCUGGUCUACAAAAAUUUACGUGUUUUUAUGCAAAUGCUAAUUACAGCUAUGAUGCAGAUGUGUAUUUUAUUCUUAAUUACUAUAUUGUAUAGUUCGCACCAAAAUAACGCGGGGUUUCUGAUAUUUAAUUAAUAUCGGAUUUCUGUGCAAAUAGUGAAAAAACUACAACGAAUGGUGUUAAUUUAGGAGGUUUUAGUGUUUUUACUGGUAUAAAGACGGUUAUCGUUUUUAAUUGUACGUAACGCUUGCAAAUAGAGAUGUAUUGAGUUAUCACAACAAUGGGAGAAACUGAAGAAUUCAACACUUUAGCAUUUGAAAAGAAACUUACACAGUUAAAGGAUACACAGGAGAGUAUACAAUCUCUAUCAUCUUGGUGUUUGAAGCAGAGACUCCAUCAUAAGAAGAUUGUUUCAAGUUGGUUGAAUGUACUGAAAAGAGUGAAGGUUGAGCAGCGUUUAGUCCUUUUUUAUUUAGCAAAUGAUGUUAUUCAGUAUAGUAAGAGAAAGAAUUAUGAGUUUGUGGAGAGUUGGGGUCUUAAUUUACAGAAGGCAACACCACUUGUUCGUGAUGAGAAAGUCAGAUCUAAGAUUCUACGCAUAUUUAAGAUAUGGGAGCAAAGGUCUGUGUAUGAUGAUGAGUUCCUAUCAGACCUGACGGGGCUGCUUUCUGCUGGAGCCAUUAAAAAGGCUGAUGAUGACCCAUUAGAUUUUCAGCCACAGCAGCUAGUAAACAAAAUAAAGCAAUGUACAGUACUAGAAGCAGACACACAGACAAAGUUAAAGUAUCUUCACGAGCAUCAUUUAGAGUUAUCAGAUGCAGACGCGCUGUGCGCAAACUUGAAAGAUAGAGGUCACAGAGAAGAUGUGGAAAAGGAAUUGAACGAAGGCAUAUCAUGUGUUGAGAAGUACACCCAGGCAUUGCAAAGGGAGAUAGUUGCGAGAGAGGCGCUGCUCGCCUUACUCAGCUCUGCUAACCAGUACUAUUCCACACAGAGGGGCGAAGUCAAAGUUGUGGCCUAUGCAUAUAAAAACUUUGGUGCCCGAGUGCGGGCAUUGAAACGAAAACUCGACGAGUUAAUACCAACGCUACCCAGUGCGGCGCCCUCGCCUCCUCAGAGAGACGAGGAUGUGCCUUCACCAGGUCCUGAUGAGGACCUGGAUCUGCCUGCGCCCACUGACACUACAGAUGAUGAUGUGGCGUACAAUAUAGACCAGACAUUCAACACAUCGUUGUCGGAUGGAUCGCUAUACAACCUCGGUCUUUCGUCGUUCCUCACUUCGGACAACCCACUGGCGAUGUUCAAUGACACACUCGAUUUGGACUUGAGUAGUGCGAAUAAAAUCGAAGUAAUAAACACAAGGCCGAGUGACAAACAAGAUUUUGAUAUAAACGAUAUUUUGAAGGGCUUUGAUCCUCUUGACAAUAACUCUACAUCUUCUGAAAAUAACUCAGCGGUGAGUAUAUCGCAAAAGUCGCUAGAGGCGCUACCCGGUUUGGACCUACUGACGCCGGAUAGCACGGGCAUACCCCCGCCCCCCACAUCGUUCUAUGGCACCAUGGAAACCAUUGUCAUCCCAGACGAGCCGGAAUCGCCUUAUCUCCCUGAAGCCUUAACUAGUAAUCAUUGGAAUAACAACUGGAAUGUACCACCACCUACCACAGCAAGCCACAUUCAGCCAGUGGUAAACCCGCGGAAUAUAUUUGUGGAGCCGCCCGCCUCCCCGCCGCACCCCGCACCGCACCCCGUACCGCCCCCGCUGCUAGAACCAAGACCACAGGACCCGCCGAUAGCUGACGUGGAUCAUCGCGGUAUUCUACCACCGCCACCGCCGCCGCCCGUACUGCCAUUAUUAGGACACAUAGAGGACGUAGACCACAGGAUGUUGCCGACGCUAGCGCCGCCGCCCGUCGCCGCGCCCGUACGCCACACAGUACAUCAAGACGUCAGAAAGGCAGAUGGACCACCUGAAGAUGUGGACCACAGGAACCUCAUUUCUCUAACGCAGCAACUGCCCGUGCCACGGCAGCACAACUCCAUGGAUCAAGAUUACCGUGUGCCGCCAAUGGUGCCGCCGCCGGAUAUCGUAGAGAGCGUCGACAUGGACUUAUCCGAAGACGAGGAGCAACAAGGUAUGUAUGGCCAGAACCAGAUCGAGCAUCGACGCCACAGCUUCAACAACAACAAAGUGCUAGUGGGCGGCGACAACGACAAGCAAAACCACAAAGAGAAAAACUCCAACCUCAUACAAAUUAACAGCAUCACUAUCAUAAAGGACGGAUCUCAGAGCGCGCCCGUCAUGCCACUAUCCAACCCCUUCGACAACAUGCCCGAUGGACUCAAGUUCAACAUGCCCCCCGCCUUAAAUCAACCGCCGAAUUUCCAAAAACCGCCCAACUUCAACCAAAACAAACCGGAGUUCCAAAACCAGCCGAAAUUCCAAAAUAAACAAGAGUUCCAACAGAAAUUCCAGAACAAACCGCCGGACUUUCAAAAUCAGCCGCCGAAUUUCCAAAACAAACCGGAUUUCCAGAACCAACCGCCGAACUUCCCAAACAAGCCCGACUUCCAGAACCAGCCACCAAAAUUCCAAAACAAUCAACCGGAUUUUCAUGAAGACAUGUUUGAGGAUAACAGAGAGGAGAAUUCGGAUGAUAGUGCAUACGAAGAUGAUUUGAGGAGUCGGAGUUUGGACAAUGUGAUGAUGGACAGGAGAAAUCCUUCUCCGGAAUUCGAAGACUUCGCUGCGGACGGUGAUUGGAGUCAUGGACCUAGACCGUUCUUGAACCAACGGUUUCCCCGAAAUUGGGGACCUCGGACUAACUUUAGACCCCAGGGUUUCAGCCCAAUGUUUCGGCCGAGGAACGGUCCGCGACCGCAGAAUAUGGGCCCGAGAUGGGGCCCCAGACCGCAAAGAUUUUGGUGAAGUGUUAGUGCAAAAGAGUUUUUAUUUAUAGAAUUUUAUUAUCUUAAGAUAUUAAGAUUUAAUAUACAUAGAGCUGUAUAAUAAUCCUGCUCAGUUUUAUUUGGAUGAUGUUGCAGAAAUUUUAGCUUGUUUUAACGUUUUGAGUUCAGUUUGGUUUUUAUCAGUGAUUGCUUAAGUUUAUGUACUCGAAAUGUAUGGAUAUGAAUUUUAUUCAUUAAUAUGAUUUAAACAAUUUUAAAAACCAGACAAAACUGACGUAGUUAUAGAAUUGCUUUUCAUGGUAACUAUAUUAAAAUUAUAUCCUAAAU